Molecule: messenger RNA, 1077 nt
Organism: Schistocerca nitens (vagrant locust)
Lineage: Eukaryota; Metazoa; Arthropoda; Insecta; Orthoptera; Acrididae
Product: zinc finger FYVE domain-containing protein 21-like
Exons: 7
Coding region: 143-832 (229 amino acids)
Molecular function (GO): metal ion binding
Source: RefSeq, a predicted model, not a curated record
UAUGUAAAUUGUCAUUCUGAAAAUCUGUGGAACAGGUGUUUGCGUGUAGCAACUUUGACAUGUUUACAUCUCUUGGGUGAUAUGAAGGUGAGGCUAAUUGACGUGUUAUCAGUGUGGGAAGUAUGAAAAAUUGUGCACAAGAAUGGAGAAGACAGCACCAAAAAAACUCGUUAAGUCUAAGUCGGGAUUACGAUUAGUAAAUCUCGACGGCAACUUAAGUCCGUUUACUCUGCAGGAACCUUCAUGGAUACCCGACAGCGAGGCAGCACAUUGUUCAAACUGCGAAGUCAAGUUCGAUAUGUUACGCAGAAAGCAUCACUGCCGACGCUGUGGUAACAUCUUCUGUAACUCAUGCUGUGCUACCAAGUUGGGACUUCCACGUAUGGGCUUCGUUGAUCCAGUUCGUCUGUGCAAGCCCUGUGCUGAUGUAACUGAUCGCGAGAACGAUUUCUUCAACAAUCAGCUGAAGAUACUGACAAAUGGGGCAGCUUUCUUGAUUGAAGAUCUGGGUCAGAAUGCCAGUACAUCUGGUUAUGUAAGGUGCAAGCUAUCUCGCGACCACAGGUACCUUCUCUUUGAGGGACAUGAAACAGACAAACCAGAACCAUUGAAGCUCUCUGAAAUAAAAUCACUCUGUGUUACCCGUUAUCAAGAUUCAGGUCCAUGUGGUGUGAAGAUUGUUUACGACAAUGGUGAGAAGGGUGGGCCCUAUCGGCAGCUAAAGUUAUCUUGUGGUCAAGAAACUGAUCAAACAGCAUCUGGUCUGUGGGUGUCGGCCAUUCAUGAGGCGUUCAAGCUGAUUUGUCGGCGCACCACGGGGGAGAACAGAUAACUGAAUCACAAAAAGAAAAAUAUUUUUAGAAGAUGAAUUUACAUGAAGACAGAUUUUAUGUUCUAUCUUGCAUCGUGUGGCAAAUGUUUAGAUCAGGCAGUUGGUAAAAUACUGUUGAUAAGGGAGAUUUAUGAAAGUACAACCAAAUUUUAAGUGCCUUAUAUAUGUAUAUCUACUUAAACCAAUAGAAAUUGUUACCUACAAGCAGUUGUAUUUAGAAUGUUAUAUUUUAUAUGUAUGUUUCU